AUGUUUUCUGUCGUGCAGACAGCAAACAUUAAUCGCAUCAAGUUACUGAUGGUGAUGAUGCCAGAUGAUUUGCUCAAAAAUAUUCAUUCCACUUUAAUGGGACAAAUAUUUCUCUUGAAUUCAUCUCAAGCCUACAUCGAGAAUUUCAAAUGCUCAGAACACACACAAACGUUACUCGAAUCAUCUUUCGCAUUUCCCGCCGUCGGAAAAUGUUAG
Molecule: messenger RNA, 216 nt
Organism: Clunio marinus
Lineage: Eukaryota; Metazoa; Arthropoda; Insecta; Diptera; Chironomidae
Source: the annotation of a GenBank genome assembly